AAUUGCUCGUCAAAAGGAAAAAGGAAAAAGGUGCAUAAUUUAUGUUUCAACACUUUGUCUUCUUCUUCUUCUUCUUCUCUCUCACUGAGUCACUUCCUUACUCAGCAAUCUUCCUCUGUUUCCAGCUUAAAACCCUAAUUUCCCAUUUCCCAAAUCCCAAUUCUCCUUCAUUCUUAACUAAAUCCACAAUUCCCCCCAAAAUCAAUCUAACCCCCCCCCCCCCCAGAAAUUCAACAAUUUAGGGUUCAUAUUCUUUACCCAAAAACAAAAUGGGUGCUAAAUUCAGCAAAGACUCGAACAAUGCAAACCCACCAUCAAUUGAUCAAAACACAAAUACCCAGAUGAACAACAACAAUGGCGAACUCAGCUCUUACUUACAAGCUUGUCAAUUAGACCCAGAUGUUCAAGUCUUCGAUUCACAGCUCCAUGAACGCACAACCCACAUCAUCAAUUCACUUACUAAUAACACCAAUUGCAGCAAUGAAGAAGGAGGAGGAAUUGAGGUUCGUUCUGUAUCCCUUGAUUCUCUUAGACAAGUAGCUGGUUGUUUAAUUGACAUGAAUCAAGAAGUUGUUAGGGUAAUUCUAGAAUGCAAGAAAGAUAUCUGGAAUAAUCAGGAAUUAUUUGGUUUAGUUCAAGAUUAUUUCGAGUAUAGUGUUCAAACCCUUGAUUUCUUUACUGCCCUUGAUAAAUGCCUUAAAAGGGUUCGCGAUCGACAAUUGAUUAUACAGGUUGCAUUGCUCCAAUUUGAAGAGGGAUUCAAAGAUAAUGGUGGUAAUUUUUCUGGGAAAAUUUUGCAGGAAUUGAGGGGUUUUAAGGAAGCUGAUGAUCCUUUUACUGAGGAAUUCUUUACAAUGUUUCAAUCUGUUUAUAAACAGCAAAUUAUCAUGUUUGAGAAACUGCAGAUUAGGAAACAUAAACUUGAUAAGAAACUGAAAUCUUUAAAGAUUUACAGAAAAGUUUCAAAUAUCAUAUUUGCUGCUACUUUUAUUACAGUGAUUAUUUGUUCUGUUGUUGCUGCUGCAAUUUCUGCACCUCCUUUAGUUUCUGGGUUAGCUGCUGCUGCUUCUGCUCCAAUGGGAGGAAUUGGGAGAUGGAUGAACACAUUAUGGAAAAAGUAUGAGAUUGAAUUGAAAACUCAGAAAGAGUUGAUUAAUUCAAUGCAAAUUGGGACUUAUAUUGCUAUUAAGGAUUUGGAUAGUAUUCGUGUUCUUGUUGAUAAGUUAGAAGUUCAGGUUGAAUCAAUGUUGGGAAGAACUGAGAUUGUACUUACUCAAGAAGGGGAUGUUAGUGAAGUGAUAGAGGAGAUUAAGAAGAAGCAAACCGAGUUUUUGAAAGCGAUUGAUGAUCUUGGAGAACAUGGGAAUAAGUAUAGCCGCGAUAUUAGAAGGGCGAGGACAGUGAUCUUGCAGAGGAUAAUCAAGCAUCCUAAUGAUGAUUGAGUUGCUAAUUAGGGCUUGUUUGGUAUCAUUGCCAGUUUCCAGUUUUUGGUUUUAAAAGUCGAUUGAAUCAUGAACCAAAAAAUAGUCAUCAUCGAGGCUGAUAGGUCUUGGUUUGAUCAACUUCUUAUAGUAAUCAUGUUGCAGAGGAAAAUCAAGCAUCCUAAUGGAAAUUGGAUUGCUUAUUAGGGCUCGUUUGGUAUCAACGUUAGUUUCCAGUUUUUGGUUUUAAUAGUCUUAUGAUUUAGAUUGAAUCAUGUUGAUUUUGAAAAUUGAGAACAGAAAACUGAAAACUGCUUUUUAUUAUGGUUUGGUUUUCAUAUUUUGGUUUUUAGUAAAAAGUAGAAAACUGGAAACAAAAAACGAUAUCGAAGGUGGCCUAAACUCUUUCUGUUGUUUUAUUGUAGCGUUGUUGUUUACGUGUUUAUCAAUAGAUCUUGUGUUGGUGUGUGAUUUCUAAGAAUGUGGUGUUAGUUGAAACUUUUUGCAGGUGAUCGAAAAUGUAGGAUUCUGGUUGUUUGUGAGAUAUGCAAAUAUGUUUUUUUAGCAUCGAAAAUGUUGUUCUGUUUCAUGGUUUGAUCUCCCUGAAGUAUGUUUGUAUUUUCAAGUUGAUUAUGAAAAGUAUCACUAGCUUACAUAAGUUGGAUGUUGUUGUCCUCUAUAGAUUUUGGUUGUAUGAUGAUUAUAUGCUGAGCAAUCAAAGAGAUCGCAUAUCCUUUGUUUGA
Messenger RNA from Spinacia oleracea (spinach), 2164 nucleotides. RefSeq names its product UPF0496 protein At4g34320-like. Lineage: Eukaryota; Viridiplantae; Streptophyta; Magnoliopsida; Caryophyllales; Amaranthaceae. The record is from RefSeq and is a predicted model, not a curated record. The transcript has a single exon. The coding region runs from base 270 to 1442 and encodes 390 amino acids.